Exophiala aquamarina CBS 119918 is the source of this 567-nucleotide messenger RNA. RefSeq lists its product as uncharacterized. The coding region runs from base 1 to 567 and encodes 188 amino acids. Lineage: Eukaryota; Fungi; Ascomycota; Eurotiomycetes; Chaetothyriales; Herpotrichiellaceae. The record is from RefSeq and is a predicted model, not a curated record. The transcript has a single exon.
AUGUCGCACUCCUCCCGCAAGGAUGAGGAAAGACGUUUCGAUACUGCACGGGGCUCGCACUACAUAUCUGAGGAAAUUGAUUUUGAAGACGACAACCGCGACCACACUUGUCAGCGCCAUGAUUACGAUGAUCGUAGAAGGGAGGACCGUGAGCGAGAGGAUGAGCAUGAACGUGAGCGACAACUCAAACGUGAGCACUAUCACGAAACACAUUCCACCAAAGCGAUACAGCGAGAGUAUGCCGGCACCGAAAUCUAUCCGCCGAAUGAUGCCAGGGACAGGGACUUCCUGAAUGCAGCAUUAACACGUCGAAACACGAGAACGGAUGGAAAUGAUGAGCUGUUCGCCCUGAACGAGAUACGUGCCGGAAAACUCUCGAGGGAGAGCGAAGCCCACAUGGCCAGCUCAGGGCGGCACAGAGUCCAGGUGAGAGACUUCGCCUACCCUGAGAAUGACCACAGACAUCACCAGCCGGGAAACCCCAAUCGAAGACCAUCUCUUGACCGAGACGCUAUCACGCGUUGGAACAGGGAGAGAAAGGGCAAGGGGCGAGAUGAAGAGUGGUAG